Penicillium riverlandense is the source of this 2238-nucleotide messenger RNA. Its product is annotated as putative transcription initiation factor TFIID subunit. Gene Ontology annotation, biological process: transcription initiation at RNA polymerase II promoter. Lineage: Eukaryota; Fungi; Ascomycota; Eurotiomycetes; Eurotiales; Aspergillaceae. Gene Ontology annotation, molecular function: RNA polymerase II general transcription initiation factor activity; protein binding. The coding region runs from base 1 to 2238 and encodes 745 amino acids. The transcript is spliced from 5 exons. The record is from RefSeq and is a predicted model, not a curated record. Gene Ontology annotation, cellular component: transcription factor TFIID complex.
AUGUCCGCGCCAGGCGGGGCCCCCAGCCCUGCACCACGCAGUGGCAGCAUGGGGCCUGGUGGCACAAAUGGCAGUGGAAGCAUGUCCAUGCCCUCCCAGCAGCCACUGUCAGGCACUCCUGUGCACUCCGCUCCGACCCCCGGCCCGCCGCCUCCCCCUAGUGGCGCCAUGUCGCAGCAGAAUCUCAAUCAAAUUGUGAGUGAAUUUGAUCCCAAGCAGGCUACAGCCGCACCGAAGCGAUGCUUCGUAUGGAGUCGGCCAACCAAGAGAUCGACGGACGCCCUCUCCCUCCCUUGGGCGAAGAUGCUCGUCCCAAAUACCAGCAAGGUUUUGGCCUGGGUCGAGGAGAGCCUCGACUUGUACAAGCCUGAGCUUCGCCGUGUCCUAUGGCCGCUCUUUGUCUAUUCGUUCCUGAACAUGGUCACCUCCUUUUAUCCCCAGGAAGCGAAGCAGUUCUUUGAAUCCAAUAAGAACAUGUUCCUUCCUGAGCACACCGAUGACAUCCGCAUCCUGGAACCGAUCAGUCUGCCGGAGCAUGUUCAGGACAACGCGACCGCAAAGCUGUACCGUACCAACAAGUACCGCCUUGUGCUGAGCAACUCCGCCUAUACCAACCUGCUCCAGUUCUUGGAGAGCAAGGAGAAGGAGGGCGGAUCGGUCAUGACCGCGAUUCUGAGCAGCUACUGCACGCUCAAAACCAUGGAUCGCGCCGCAGAUAACCGUUUCAGUUUUGCUGCGAUGCUGAACCAGAUUGGUGCUGGUAAAACCUUCCCUGCUGAAGAUGAGGGCAUCCCUGGCCAUCAUCCCGGCUCCGCGUACACUGGUGACAAUCCAGCUAUGGCUGGAACUCUUCCAAGACUGAAGCUUGGCAAGCUCCCCAUGGAGCAGGGAAUGGAAACAGACGUUCGCGCUGAGCUUGCAGAGGAAGAUGCCAAAAACCCGCCGAAGGAUGGGCAGAACACUUUAAUGCAGGAGUUUGACGAAAUGAUUAAAAAGGAAGAAGACGAGGAAGCCCCUUCUCGAGCCGACAUGUCGUACCCUCCGUCCAUGGCUCAAGACGUUGAAAUGGCGGUCGUGCAGGUGAAGGAGCACCGCGAUCGACUGAAGAUCGAGGGCCGCACUGGCGGCGUGGGCCCCGGAGUCAGCGUGUGCAUGUUUACUUUCCAUAAUACUAUGGACUCGAUCUGCUGCAUGGAUUUCUCGGACGACAGCGCCUUGAUUGCUGUCGGAUUUCAGCAGUCUUACAUUCGCAUCUGGACUGUGAACGGAAAGCCUAUUCCGUCGGCUCAUCCAGAGCUCGACACCGGACCACCGACGAACUCCAAGCGUCUCAUUGGCCACAGUGGGCCUGUGUAUGCGGUUUCAUUUUCCCCAAGUUCUGUCCCGAGGGACAAUACUCCCGGGGCGGACCGAGUGUCUACCAAUUCUCGAUGGCUGCUCUCCUCGUCGGCAGACAAGACGAUUCGGCUGUGGAGCCUGGACACAUGGCAGUGCAUGGUGGUCUACAAGGGCCAUAAUCGUCCUGUCUGGGAUGCUCGUUGGGGUCCCUUCGGUCACUAUUUCCUUUCGGGCGGCUCCGACAAGACUGCACGGCUCUGGAUCACUCAUGAGCCUCGCCAGACGCGCAUCUUCGCCGGCCACGACCAAGACGUAGACUGCAUUUGCUUCCAUCCCAACUCGGCGUACAUUUUUACAGCUAGCUGCGACCAUACGGUUCGCAUGUGGGCGGUCACCACCGGAAACGCGGUUCGCAUGUUCACCGGACACACCGGCAAUAUCACCGCUCUGGAAUGCAGCCGUAAUGGUAAACUUCUGGCUUCUGCUGAUGAUGAUGGAUCUAUUUUCCUGUGGGAUUUGGGCCCUGGCCGACUCCUCAAGCGGAUGCGGGGACACGGCAAGGGCGGCAUCUGGUCGCUCAGCUGGAGUGCGGAGUCUACCGUUCUGGUUUCUGGUGGAGCUGAUGGCACAGUCCGUGCCUGGGAUGUUGAUGCUCCCCAGGAAUCCACACAGGGACGUGUCAUUCCUCCCGGAGAGGGAAGCUCGAAGAUCGACGGUGGCAACCCGUCCGCUGCGGGUGCUGCCGGUAAACCCAAAAAGAAGAAGAAGGGCAAGGAUGAUACAGUCACUCCCGACCAGAUCAGCGCUUUCCCGACGAAAAAGACUCCUGUCUACAAGGUCAAGUUCACCGACUCGAACCUCGUCGUGGCGGGAGGGGCGUAUCUUCCUGAUCUGCCCUAG